Molecule: messenger RNA, 2257 nt
Organism: Aphanomyces astaci
Lineage: Eukaryota; Oomycota; Saprolegniomycetes; Saprolegniales; Verrucalvaceae
Exons: 3
Coding region: 31-759 (242 amino acids)
Biological process (GO): RNA catabolic process
Cellular component (GO): extracellular region
Molecular function (GO): RNA binding; ribonuclease T2 activity
Source: RefSeq, a predicted model, not a curated record
AUACUGCAAUCAAUAUAUUGCCACGAACUGAUGAGAGGACUCCAGAUACUGACAACGGCGACGACGGUGUCCUUUGCAGCUGAAGUGUGGAAUGGGAAUCCGGAGGGAUUCCCCGCUCAAAAUCCACCCGCCCAUGGCACAAAGGACUUUGACUUUUAUGUGUUUGCGCACUCGUGGCAGCCCUCAUUUUGCGCUGGCACCGACUUUCCAGGCUGCUGGGUUCCUGAGCUAUACUGGGAGUCCCAUUUUACGAUUCACGGCUUGUGGCCCGAGUUAGAAGACGGUCCGCAUCCUGGGUUUUGCACGAAGGAACCUCUGGACAUCAACAUUGUGCGGUCGGCCAUCGGCGAAGACACACUCGAGAAAUACUGGCCCAACGUCAAAGUGGCUGCCAACACGACGCAUUAUGACUCGUUUUGGGGCCACGAGUGGUCGCGCCAUGGGACGUGCAGCGGGUUGGAUCAAGUGGAAUUCUUUCAGUCUGCGAUCGACAAGAUUAAGGUCCAGGGCACGCCCGCCUUCGUCACGCAACAUGUUGGCCAAUCGGUGUCCACAAAAGACGUCCGCGACGCGUUCGGUGGCGCAGGCCAAGCGGUCCUUAAGUGCGAGCACGGCAACGAACUGUCCCAAGUGUUCACAUGUUACGACAAAGACGCUAGCAGCAACGUACCCACGACCCUUCGCGCGUGCUCGGCGCAUGUGCUUGCAGAAGACACGUGCAAAUCCACGGCCACCGUCGUCAUUCGCGGCUUUAAAUAGUUUACUCCGCCGUGUAGUAUUCCCGUAUAAUUGCCCUUGGAGGGGAGUGGUGCUAUUUGAUCUUGAACUUGCUAUGAACGCACGUUAUGUCUAAACUGGAUCGUCCGAUCAUCCUCAGCCAACCAAAGCCCAUGAUCCAUGGAUGGGAGCCUAACAUCCUCAUCACCAACUGUGAACUGUCUUCAAUCCUUACAUCCGCCAUAUUGGCAUUUGUUAGGUCACUCGGACGGGUGUACAGUUCCUGCUGCUGUUGCCUCGGUAAAUUUGAAGUGUCCGCCGUUGCAGAAGGUACUCGGCCAUGGCGCGAUUACAUUUGGCCAUGUGGACUUCCACCAAGGGACACGGCACCCCCUUGACUUCAUGGAGAUAGCGCACGACGUCCACAUGUCCAUUUCGCACCGCAGACGCCAUCGCAUACGGCGUCCAUCCUUCACGUCGGUGGUCCCCAAGGAACGUCACAACAUUCAAAUGUCCCGAUUCACACGCGCGAUCCAUGGCGUGGGUGGUGCAGCCCUCGGCUCUGUUGUUGUGGAGCCACUGUACCAUGGCCAAAUGGCCGCUUUGCGCAGCUCCGUCCAGCGCAGCACUCGUACAGCCUUCCGUUCGAUGCCUUGUUAGCCAUUGGACUACAUCCACGUGGCCAGCUCGGGCGGCGCCGUCGAUGGCGGCGGUAGAACACCCCUCCGUUCGGUUUUCAUGGAGCCACUGGACGAUGGCAAGCGAUCCUUGUUGGGCUGCCCGGUCCAUGGCGUGGAAUGUGCAUCCUUCCGCUCGAUGGACGUGAAGCCACUUCAGCACCGUGAAAUGGUCGUUGGCCGCCGCGGCGUCCAUCGCCGACGUCGUGCAUCCGCUUUCAUCCGGUCGCUGCUCAUGGAGAUAGCGGAGGAUGUCGAGUUGGCCGUGACCAGCGGCGAUAUUCAUAGCCCCCACGAUCUUGAAGACGUCCGGGGUCGACUUAACGACGUGGUCGUGAAAAAAGACUACGACUUUCCGGUCUCCUGAUUCAAUGGCCAAUGCGAGGACUGUUGAAUCCACCAAACACGGGCGGCAGCGAUAGAUCCGGGAAAGAAAUGACUGGCCGAAGAGGCCGACAGCUUCGAGGAGGAGGGUGGAUUGCCGCAACAACACGUACGUAGCCGCGUGGCGGAGUUCGCUGUGCAGCUGCAGUCGCGCCAUAUCUGGCACUGCGGGAGUGAUCAAAGCCUUGGCAUGGUGGGCUAGCGGAUGAAGCGUUUCUAGUAGCCGAUUGUGAGAUUGAAUGAAUGGCCGCACUUGGUAAAAUACCCCCGUCUGAAACUCCAAGAUCGACUGCACCAACUCGCGAUUUGUCAGCACUUGCAUCAUCAUGCGAUCGCAACCUUGGUGAUAUCAAUGGCCCCGUGGUCCAAAUGCUACCAGGGCCUUCUCAUUCGACUUUUGCCAUGCUUGAAAGACAUAUAUUCCUGGACCUAACACCAGUUGUGAUCCAACAUGUCGCCCCAAACGGUCAACGGGCGUG